GCUGAAUCAGGAAGCUAUAGUCUCCCUCCAGUUGCUUUGAUCGUCUCGCGGUGGUGGAGAGUGGAUGGCUCAAGAAAAUUCAAUAAAAUAGUCUACGCUUUUUUGAACUGCGAAUUUGUUUGGGAACUUCUGCCACCGCCUAGUGUUCCGGAGUGAUAUUAUAGGGGAUAGUCUAGUAUAACACCGUCUUUUUCUCAUAGACUGGAGACUUUGAAGAAGAUGAGUUAUUUGUUUGUUCAUAUAUUAAACUACACUGUCACCAAAUGUAAGGAACGUUUUUUUUAUUCGGGCAGUCUAGGAAUCUAGUAUUAUUUAUUUACUGCAUCCCUUUUGUUGGGUUUCCAGGAAAAUGGCUCCUUAUGUUCUUGACGAUACGCGCAAAGGCCAGCAUAAUAAGGAAAAGGCACGUCGAGAAGAAAACAAAAGGAUUGAUAAAAACCUUGAAAAAGAACGAAGGAUUUACCUAAGAACGAAACGGCUACUAGUAUUAGGAGCAGAUGAAUCUGGGAAAAGAACUAUAGUCAAUCAGAUGAGAUAUUUGCAUGUAAAAUGCACUCAAGAGGAGAAAACGCAUUACAUGCUAAUUUCAAAACAAAAAUUUUUUGAGACACGUUGCCAACAGGACGGUAUCUUUUACCAUAUUUUUAAUGUCAGAGGUCAAAGGAAAGAAAGCAUGAGGAAGUGGUUGCAGUAUUUUUCUGAUGUUACGGCCAUUAUUUUUGUGGUGGACAGCAGCAGCUAUGAUAUGGUGAGCCGGGAAGACAACGAGACCAACAGGCUUCAUGAGUCACUAAACCUGUUCAGUACCAUCUGGAACUACAGGUGGCUGUUAGACAUUCCUGUCUUCCUCUUCCUGAACAAACAGGACCUUCUAGCAGAGAAGGUUUUGGCUGGGAAAUCUAAAAUAGAGGACUAUUUCCCGGAGUUUGCACACUAUACUACGCAUCAAAAAUCAGAACCAGGGGAGGAUCUUCGUGUCACUAAGGCAAAACACUUCAUAGUGGAGGAGUUUCUGAAGAUCACCACAGCCAGUGGAGGCGAAAGGAUCUGUUUGUUCCAUUUCACCUGUGCAGUUGACACGGAAAGCAUCCUGCGCGGUCUUCGGAGAGUGUGAAUGUUCGUUGUUGGCGUAAAGACUGUAAAUCAUUAUGUUUACUGGAUCCAAGCAGAGACUUCUAUUUACAAGACUCAAGUGAGCACCAAAAUACGUAUUUUAAAUGUCAUUUCGGUGUCUUUUCAACGUCAUUUGCUCAUGGGUGCAAAAACCGAGAUGGAAAGUCAGUUCAUAUCAGGGCAGAAUGUCACAUUAUUUGAUGCGACUGUAAGUCGCUUUGGAUAAAAGCGUCUGCUAAAUGGCAUAUUAUUAUUAUUAUUAUUAUUAUUAUGUUGGAAAAUGGACUACGACACCUUCUCCUGGGGACACUGUUUCAAGGAUAGAGAGUGGCAGCCUGAAAAAAAAUAUUAGUUCUGUUUGUGUUUGAUAGACGUUUGAAACCCUGUAAAUAAUGUAUAUUUGAAAUGUCAGAACUUGUCCUCAUUACUUUUGCAACUUUUUUUUUUGUUUCGAUUUGAAGACAUUGUUUGAUUGUUUGCCAUGUGGCUUUGUUCCUGGUUUCUACAGUGCCCGAUGUAUUUCUUGUUUGAUGGUAUUGUAAUGAGGGUUAAGGUCGCUACGGUAUUUAUGUUGUUUAUUUCAGAACUAUGAUCAAUUUUUUCCAAAUAAAAAUUAUGGUAA
Molecule: messenger RNA, 1735 nt
Organism: Coregonus clupeaformis (lake whitefish)
Lineage: Eukaryota; Metazoa; Chordata; Actinopteri; Salmoniformes; Salmonidae
Product: guanine nucleotide-binding protein G(s) subunit alpha
Exons: 1
Coding region: 350-1114 (254 amino acids)
Biological process (GO): adenylate cyclase-modulating G protein-coupled receptor signaling pathway
Cellular component (GO): heterotrimeric G-protein complex
Molecular function (GO): G-protein beta/gamma-subunit complex binding; GTP binding; GTPase activity
Source: RefSeq, a predicted model, not a curated record